AUGAUCAAUACAUCAAAACUUCAACCAAGCACCAGAGAGUGGGAUGCACAUCUCAAAAUAUAUUCUAUCGUCAAGAAAUGGGGUUCGCUUUCAGAACGUUCUCGCAAAGAUUAUAUAAAGGCUGUUCAAUGCUUACAAUCAAAGCCUCCUAGAAGCACGAAAGAAGAUGUGCCUGGUGCAAGAAGUCGAUAUGAUGAUUUCAGCGCUACUCAUAUCAAAGUGACACCUUAUGUUCACUUCAGCUAUAUCUCUAUGAAAAAGCCCUUCGUGAAGAAUGCGGCUACAAGGGAUACCAGCCCUACUGGGAUUGGACACUCUCCUGGGAAGAUCCGCGGAAAUCCAGCGUUUUCAAUGGCUCCCCAACAUCUAUGGGAAGUAAUGGUGCUUUCAAAACCUAAUCGUACCAGUACCACUAUCUCCGCAUUCGAAAUUACUCUAGACAUCCCUCCUGCCACUGGUGGCGGUUGUAUAUCGGGUCCUUUCUCAAAAAACUAUACUGUUAAUCUCGGUCCCAUCGCUUACGCUCCCUAUGGUCCCGAUCACGGUCUAGGAUACAAUCCCCGCUGUCUAUCGCGCGAUAUCUCAUUGAUGGGGUUCACGCGGGUGGACAUUCUCAAUGGGUGGUUUGGGUCUAGAUGCGGUAUGCCAGUGCGGGAGACCAGCUUUUUGGUACAUCAUGCUAUGGUGGAUAAAGUCUGGAGUUUGUGGCAGAGUUUAAAUGCAGGUAACAGGACGAACAUGGUUUAUGGGACAGGCACAGCGUUUAAUGCACCUCCGAGUGCAAAUAUUACGCUUGAUACACUGGUUGAUUUUGGUAUUCUGGCACCGAAACAGAAGAUUAGUAGUCUGAUUUCAACGAUUGAUGGAGCUUUCUGUUAUGCUUAUGUUUAG
This is a messenger RNA of Botrytis sinoallii, 891 nucleotides long. RefSeq lists its product as uncharacterized. The coding region runs from base 1 to 891 and encodes 296 amino acids. Lineage: Eukaryota; Fungi; Ascomycota; Leotiomycetes; Helotiales; Sclerotiniaceae. The record is from RefSeq and is a predicted model, not a curated record. The transcript is spliced from 5 exons.